Messenger RNA from Mercenaria mercenaria, 4994 nucleotides. RefSeq lists its product as uncharacterized. The transcript is spliced from 3 exons. NCBI's taxonomy places the organism in Eukaryota, Metazoa, Mollusca, Bivalvia, Venerida, Veneridae. Bases 1045 to 2169 code for a protein of 374 amino acids. The record is from RefSeq and is a predicted model, not a curated record.
CCCAAGUCAAUUAUGUGAACUUCACAGGGAAAAAAGCAGCUGAUGGUAACUUAUCCAACCUAAAUCCUGAUAGAAAUGGAUUGACAAUUGUAUGAAGAUUUUAAUCAGUAAACUAAGAGGAAAGAUGUUAGAAAGCACGAAAAAAAAGAAAUCAGCAAUAUUUAUAAAAAGAACGCUGUAUGGAAAAAAAGUAAUCAGCAAAAUGUAAAUGAAAGAUGCUACAUGAACUUGAAGUGAUAGAAAAAAACUGCAUGGAAAGGAUUAAUCAACAAAGUAGAAAGGAAAAAUGAUAACAUGAAAUAGCUGAAUACAGAAUCACAUCUAUGUGGGAUGAAAGUUUUUAAGAAAGAGAUGAUGUAGUGGAUAAUCAAAAAUUGAUAAUGAAUAUACUUUGAUAUACAUCACUUGAACUUGCUUAAGUUAUUUAUUUGGUAAACAUGCUUUACAUGAUCUAGAGAGAAAAGUUUACAGUAUGACAAGGUGAUUUUAAUUCAGUGUAUGCAGUUACAAUUGACACUCGGCACAGGUGACACUCGGCGCAGGUGACAUUCGGCGCAGAUGACACUCGGUGCAGGUGACACUCAGUGCAGUUAACACUCGGUGCAUGUGACACUCGGCACAGGUGACACUCAGUGCAGCGGCACUUGAAAGUCAUAAAGUAAUUAAAUUUCAACGGAAGCUCUGAUCCUUCAAGACAAGCAGUAACAAUGAUUUUGUGAUAUAGAAAUUCAGAGUGUGCAGAUAUAUAACUUGAUUUCAUAGCAUUGUUUUACUGCCUGUAUGAGGAAGUCUAUAAUCUACAAUUUAUACUCUACUCAACCAUGCCGUACAGUAUUACUGUGGUAACAGGAUCUGCACUGACAUGUUUUUUUAGAUCUUUGUUCUAUGUUGAGUAUUGAAUAUUUUUGAAAAUCAAUGUUUUGAAUUAUUCAGCAUACUGGAUAAACAGUGUCAUGCUACCAAUGGGAAAAUGAAAUAAAAAGAAAUUAUUCUAUAGUAUUGACAGAUGGUUGGGUUGAAAGUGCCACUUGUUAUUUGAAAUCCAUGAGCUUUUGUAAUUACAGACAGAGGUUAUUUAAGAAAAUGAAGAAUUUUGGACCGUUUUUCCUCAGAGUUGGGUCAGUGUUGCUAAUUUGUUUGUGUUUUGUUGUAUAUUUGAAUUGGGAGAUGGUUCCCAUGAAAAAUACACAAGUGAAUUUCACUGCAAUAAGGACAGAUGAUUACAUUCAGUUAGUGCCGAAAGUAAAUAUGAGCAACAGUGAUGUCAGCAUGAAGAUUACAAAAACAUAUAAUACUCAAGAUGGAGAGUAUGACUUACGUAUUAUUGUAAUAGUAUAUAAUAGAGCUCAUUCACUCAUGAGAUUAUUGAAGUCAUUAAACGAAGCAGAAUAUGGCUCGGAUUCAGUGAAGCUUGAAGUUUGGAUUGACAGGUCUCAAGAUCAGACUCUAGAUACAUUAACAUUUCAGAGUGCAAGUGGAUUUAUAUUUUACCACGGCCAGUAUAGUGUCAUACCUCAUCCACGUCAUGUUGGUCUUUAUGGACAGUGGCUCACGACGUGGAAGCCAAAGAUUAAUAGUUCUGAGAUAGCUGUUAUUUUAGAAGAUGAUUUGACAGUGUCCCCGCAUUUUUACAAAUAUUUAAAAAAUGUACAUCGUAAAUAUGAUGGAUAUCCAGAUGUGAACGGUUAUGCAUUGCAGGGUUCAUCGAUUAAACAUUCCAAUAAGGAUAAUUCACGGUUACAGGGACCGAAAGAUAGCUUGGUUUAUCUGUACCCGGUUCUUGGUACCUGGGGUUUUUCACCGAAUCGCAAGAACUGGAUGAAGUUUUUAGACUGGUUUCCCGUUGCCCAUAAUGAUAAAAAUUAUCAGCCGUAUGUGCCGGAUAAUGUUGUUACAGACUGGUACAAGGCUUUCCAAAAGGAGGGUAAAACCCAGGGUAUGUGGUCAAUAUGGCAUAUACACUAUGCUUGGAAGAAUAAUGAAUAUACACUUUACAGUAAUUUUGAAGAUCAUGCUGGACUUACAACAAAUUGGCAAGAAGACGGGCUUCAUUAUCAGAAUGUGAAAAAAGUUACGAACAAAUUGUUAACCGAAUGGAAACCAGAAUAUGAAAAUCUCCCUGAUAAACUUGUUCAUCUUGACAUUGCUGGAAAAGUUAUCUCUUCAUAACCUAGUUAUUAAAAUGGCAGCCUUGAUCAGUAAUAGCUGGAUCAUGAACUUGGGUAAGAAAAUCUCCACCUUGAUAAUCUGGACAUCACUGGAAAAGUAACCCUGUUGUGAACCUAGGUAUGGAAAUCCUCAUGACACUCAUCACCAUAAUCAAGUCCCAACUGAAUAGGAUUUGCUAAUGAUAUUCAAAUAAUUUUGUCUAUUCUAAAUACUUGAAUAUUUGUGAAAUAUUUGUUAUUAUCUUGAUAUCGUCUUGAUAGAAACUUUUACUCCCGUAAGCUGGUUAUUUAUGUACUAAUUCUAUAGGCAGACUUCCAUAGUUUAAGUUAUCAUUAUUUGGAAUAAUGGCAAUUUCAAGUUCAAAUAGUCAUUUUUGGAGUGCUUUGGAAACAUUUUUGUGGGGUUAAGAAUUGUCUGUAGUUAACUAUUGUUUCAUAGACCAAUUCUGGUACAGGAUUUUUCCAAGAUUACUCUGCAAUAGUUUAAAGUUCCCUGAUGCUUUUAAUUUUGUAGUAACCCUUAUUAUGCUGGACAUGAUUAAUUCUGCCUUUGCCACCAGUGUAGAUCUUGAUUAACUUGCACAUCCAUGCAGUCUGAUCAAGCUCUACACUAUUUGCCAUUCAGUCAGUAUCUUCUUUAUAAGCAUCCCUAUUUAACAGCCAGUGGUACUGUCCAAAUUGAAAGAUAGUUGAUACAUCAUUCCAUUUAACCCUUAUCUUGCUGGAGAUGAUUGAUUCUGCCUUUGCAACCAGUGUAGAUCUGCACUGUUCGCCAUUCAGUCAGUAUCUUCUGUAUAAGCAUCCCUUUUAACACUUAGUGGUACUGUCCAAAUUGAAAGAUGGACAAGUUCAUUAUAGAAAUUUAGCAGGGUAAGGAUAAAAGUUUCAAAUGUUGACAGUAAAGUAGUGGACCAGUAAUGGCAGUCUGUAGUUUCUGUGUGUUCACGUAUUCUUGUAUGAUGUAUCAGCAUUCUUAGAACAAUAAUGCAGCUCAUACGAGUACAUGACUUUCCGUUCCAACAGUAAAAUGCUGAAAUCGCAUAUAUUGAUACUUUAAUCUAAAUUGCCAGUUGUAAAACUGUUGUUUUGUUUUGUCACAUAUUGUUAUGGUAUCUGCCUAAAGUCAAGUGCAACAGUCAGUGUCAGUAGUUUAUUGUUUGAGUAUUUUUGUAAUGAAUAUUCUACAAAAUCUUCAGUUUUCAAAGUAAUUCUACAAUACAGUAAAAUCAUAAAUAUUUGUGGGGGACUUAGUUUCAUGUUUGAUUCAAUCCACAAAUUUAAAUCCCAGUGAAUCUGUAAAAUUCUCUUUCAUUUUAUAUUCAAAGGUCAAAAUCUACAAAUUUAUAUCCCAAAAUUAAAUGAUUUCACAUCACCCCUUUUUGAAUAAAACAAUGUCAGUAAAUAUAAUUUCAACAUAUUGUCAUGACAAUCAUAUGCUUGUAUUAUUGGUGAUGUAUUUUACCACCAGGUGCCAAAUUAAAUUUCACAAAAUAAUUUGAGCCCAUACUUGUCUGUGCAUUUCUCAUACUGUAAGUGUAUAAUUCGCGGAGACAUAAGCUUAAAAUGAUAAAUUUGCGCAGGGCAAAAUAUCCACUCAAGGGAGGCUACUACAAGAGUUUUAACUCGUAAAACACUGACGAAUCGGGACAAGGUCAUGGAUCAGUCAUCGGUACAUAACAGUACAUAGUCAGCCAAGCCGUGACACGCUAUAUGCCUCUGAUAGUUUAUAGACAUAACAAUAGUUAUUGUGUUUCAAUCAAUACCUACAAAUACAAACAAUGAAAGACUAAUUGAUUAAAGUCAGCAUCUGUCGAGCAUCAUCAAAACAUAUGCAAACAAAAAUACCUGGGCAGUAUAUAAAAGGAAUGAACUGAAAACCGAUUAAAUCAGCAACAGAAAUUAUAUCUGAAUAGUGAAGGUUUUCACAGUUGAUAGAAAGUGAUCUAAUGAAUGCCGUGUUUUACUUUUAGCUCUACUAUUCAGAGAAUAGGGGGGCUAUUCUACUCGCCCUGGCGUUGGCGUGACCUUUCUUGGUUAAAGUUCGCAUAAGCAUUGUUCAGCAUACAAACAAAUUAUGUGCAGGGGCUGGGCCCAUUAUACCCAAGGUCAAGGUCACAAAGUUGUUAUACUUGGAAUUAUUCAAGUUAAAUUUUUUCGAAAGCUUUGUUUAUAGACAUAUCUUUGGUACUUUAAAUGAUAAUGACUUGAAAUUAAAAAUGAUUCUUUAUAACCAUCAUCUGCAUGUGUGGUUACAAACCCCAUAACUAAUUGUAUUUUUGACAGAAUUAUGCCCCUUUUGUACUUAAAGUUUUUUUGUAAUCUUUGCUUUCUGGAUAUUACUUUAAUGCAAUAUAAGAUAAAGACUUGAAACUUAAAACGUAUCUUUAUCAUCAUCAUCUGCAUGUGUGGUAACGAUCCCCAUAACUCUGAUUUGUAUUUUUGACCAAAUUAUGCCCCUUUCAUACUUAAAUUUUUUGACAAACUUCGUUUUCUAGACAUAACUUUGGUACUAUAUAAGAUAAUGACUUGAAACUCAAAAUAUAUCUUUACCAUCAUUAUCUGCAUGUGUGGUAACAAUCCCAAUAACUCUAAUUUGUGUUCUUGACAGAAUUAUGCCCCUUGGUGUAUCUUCCUUUCAAAAUUAGAGGUCUUUUAUUGAGACAUAUAUUCAUUUUACUGUCAAAUCACCGAAUAGUGGAGCGUGCUGUCUUAUGGACAGCUCUUGUUAUUUGUGCAUGUUUGCAAGUGUUUUAGUAAAACAUAACACCAAACAACAAGGUUUUUCAAUAUUUUAAAAAAUUACAACAACUAACAAGUUGUAUAUAU